GAAACCAUAAAUAGAGAUAUGAUGCGAAUCAGACGGGGGACUCUCUCAAUCUUUUCCUAAUUAACACUUUUCUAACAAAAAAACUAAAAAACGCUUCUCUUCUCUUCUCUCUCUCUCUCGCUCGCUCGAUCUCUUCACUGCACACAGUAGUAAUAAUGGCGGCUACUGGAAGAUCAAGCCGAUCAGUUCUUCGUCCUCUCUCUUCUUCUGCACAGAGAUUACACCAUCAUCAUCAUCAUCAUCGUCAACGAUCUCCUUCUCCUUGCAACCUCCGUUUGAACUUCUUUUCUCCCGGAAACAUCGCCAAUAACAAACCCUCGUCCUCCUCCUCCGUCGCGGUUUCUUCUAAUCAUCAUCAGAAGAGAAAGUGUUUGUGCUCUCCCACGACGCACCCUGGUUCCUUCCGCUGCUCUUUUCACCGCCGAUUAGAGCACGACAGAUCCAAAACCCUAGCUUCUAAUUCUUCACCGACCAAGCGUACCAAUAGCAACCGCGGCGAUGUUAGGGUUUGUGUUGGAUUGAAUCUGAGGAAACUUGCGUUGAUUAAUUCGCUUGCCAAGAUUGGUAGUGCUGAAGCGGAGAGGUUUAGGACAUCUUUAGCGGCGAAUCUUGUUAAACCGUCGUCUUUUCAUAUCCUUCGCCAUCCUGAGUUUCGGCCUCGUCUUAGCCGCUUCUACCAAUUGCGUACAGUUCAAGAUUAAGGACAAAGCUAGGUUUUCGUUAUUUCCUUUUUUCCUUGCGUACAAAGGAAUUAUUUUUUUAGGGUUUUUCCUUGGCGCAGUGUAGAGAUAUUAGGACUUGGUUUAGUUGGUGCUCUCGAAUUCUUCCUCUCUUUUUUUCAUU
Messenger RNA from Capsella rubella, 843 nucleotides. RefSeq lists its product as uncharacterized. The transcript has a single exon. The coding region runs from base 156 to 701 and encodes 181 amino acids. The record is from RefSeq and is a predicted model, not a curated record. Lineage: Eukaryota; Viridiplantae; Streptophyta; Magnoliopsida; Brassicales; Brassicaceae.